Molecule: messenger RNA, 2197 nt
Organism: Plodia interpunctella (Indianmeal moth)
Lineage: Eukaryota; Metazoa; Arthropoda; Insecta; Lepidoptera; Pyralidae
Product: NADP-dependent malic enzyme-like
Exons: 14
Coding region: 119-1996 (625 amino acids)
Biological process (GO): pyruvate metabolic process; malate metabolic process
Cellular component (GO): mitochondrion
Molecular function (GO): malate dehydrogenase (decarboxylating) (NADP+) activity; NAD binding
Source: RefSeq, a predicted model, not a curated record
GCAUUUCUUUUUAAUGAUAAUUAUGACAUGUGUCGUGGAGGCCGAUAAAACUUUAUAUAUUGCAAUCUGUCGGAUUGCAUUUUACUGAUUUUUAUUAUUUAUUUUUAGAUUUUAGAAGAUGUUUACUAAGUUUAGUAAAACACUUUCAUACCUAAAAGCAUGUCCCAAACAAUUUCAAUUCGGUGCCACUGCCAUUAUUCAACCCAACUCAAUUCGAUAUUUUCGCGAAAACGUAACAGUUCCAAAUUCCAUUAGAGGUAUAGACCACAUCAGGGAUCCCAAAUUCAAUAAGGGUCUUGCAUUUUCUUUGAGGGAGCGACAAGCGCUAGGUUUGCAAGGGCUGUUGGCGGCAAAAGUUACUACUUUAGACCAACAAGUGCACAUUAUGACGAUUUCUCUGGACAGGUAUCUGGAUGACCUGAACAAAUACAUGUUCUUAGUUGAAGUGCGGGACACGAAUGAAAAAUUAUUUUUCAACCUCUUAGCCAGUGACAUUGAGAAGUAUCUGCCCAUAGUAUACACCCCCACUGUAGGCUUGGCUUGUCAGAAGUUUGGCAUCACGUAUAAGAGACCCAGAGGCCUCUUUGUAACUAUACAUGAUAAAGGUCACGUCUACAGUAUCAUGAGAAAUUGGCCCGAAAAUGAUGUGAAAGCUAUAGUAUUCACGGACGGCGAACGAAUUCUUGGUCUUGGGGAUCUUGGAGCUUAUGGCAUGGGCAUUUCUGUGGGCAAGCUAGCGUUGUACACGGCAUUGGCGGGUAUUCAACCACACCAGUGUCUGCCCAUUAUGAUCGACGUGGGGACCAACAAUGAAAGCCUUCUUGCCGACCCCCUAUAUAUCGGUUGUCGGCAUAAACGGAUCAAAGGUGACGAAUAUCUGGCGUUACUUGACGAGUUCAUGGAAGCUUGCGUCAAGAGAUACGGACGAAAUACUCUUUUGCAAUUCGAAGAUUUUGCUCUGGAGAAUGCUGGUCCUCUUCUGACGAGGUACAAGAACAAAUAUUGCACUUUCAAUGAUGACAUUCAAGGCACAGCCAGCGUCGUAGUAUCAGGAUUACUUGCUGCUCGUAGAAUUACCAAGAAGAAAAUGUGUGAGAAUAUCACAAUUUUUCUUGGGGCCGGCUCGGCGGCAACUGGCAUAGCCCAUUUGAUGGUAUCGGCGAUGGUCGAUGAGGGUAUAUCAGAAAAGGAGGCACAAGCGAAAAUCUACAUGCACGAUGUUGAGGGGCUGCUAACUACUAAGAGGCCCGGGGGAGUGCCUGCGCACGCCGUCGCUUUCGGCAAAAAUGAUGAGCCUGAAAAGAGUUUUGAAGCAGUCGUAGCCAAAUUGAAGGCUACUUGUAUCAUUGGGUGUUCGACGGUAGGAGGCUUAUUCACGCCGGCAAUAUUAAAACAAAUGGCGAAAAAUACCGAAAGACCAAUCAUCUUUGCCCUUUCGAAUCCGACGAGCAAAGCCGAAUGCACAGCACAGCAGGCCUAUGACAACACUGAGGGUCGGUGUGUUUAUGCCUCUGGAUCUCCGUUCCCGCCAGUCAAAUAUGGCGGCAAAGAAUAUCUAACAGGGCAGGGGAACAACUCCUACAUAUUCCCUGGUGUGGCACUUGGAGUCAUCGCCACCGCUUGUCACACUGUCACUGACAAAAUGUUCUUGAUUGCCGCCGAGACAUUGGCAAAAUUGGUUAAAGAAGAAGAUCUGGCAAUUGGCCGUAUUUAUCCGCCAUUGAAACAAGUGAAGGAUGUGUCAUUGGAUAUAGCUGUCGAAGUCUCGGAGUAUGCGUAUAAAGAAAAUAUAGCUACAGUUCACCCAAAGCCUGACAAUUUGAAAGAGUUUAUACGGGCGCAUAUUUAUUCAUUAGACUACGAAAAUAUCUUGCCGGACUUCUUCGAUUAUCCCGAGAUUGAACCACCCAUUCCUAUAAAGUCGUAUGAAGAAAUAGCGAACGCGUUUAAACCGAAGAAACCUGUCCCAAGAACCAAGCCACCACCAGCUCAAUAGAAAAUACGUGACAUCCUUAUCAUUUAAGAUUAAACGAACAGGGAAUUAUUACCAUGUAUAUUGCAAACGUAUGUAACCGGUUGACUUGAGUUUUGCGGACUAUUUUGGAAAUUGCCUGAUUCUAGUUAUGAUCGUGUUUUAAGUAUUUAAUUAAUUUUUAAAUUUAUUUUAUAAUGACAUUAAUAUAAUUUAAAGUCUAUA